Molecule: messenger RNA, 2358 nt
Organism: Aureococcus anophagefferens
Lineage: Eukaryota; Pelagophyceae; Pelagomonadales; Pelagomonadaceae
Exons: 3
Source: RefSeq, a predicted model, not a curated record
AUGGGCAAGGCCAAGGCCGCGCCGGCGGCCUCGACCGACGGCACGGCGAAGCUCGCGGGCACGGCCUACCACGCGGCGUCGCGGAGCGUCGCGGCGCGCGAGCAGGCGCUGCAGGCCGCCGGCCGGCUCUGCGACAACGGCGAGAAAUGGGCGAAGCGCAUCGGCGCACGGCAGUCGCCCUACGAGUUCAUCGAACUCUGGUGGUCGCUGCCCGCGGCGACGCGCGCGUGCCCGCCGCCGCAGUCGAACGGCGAGAAGUGCCGGCGGUGCAAGAAGGUCGUGCGGCUCGCGCGGCGGCAAUUCAUCAAGCGCGACGAGGGGUCGCGCCUCGGCCGCGAGGCCACCAAGAUCGCCAACAUGAACGCCUCGAUGCUCGUGCGCCUCCUCUUCGCCGCACUCUGCGCCGCGCCGGCUCGGGCGAUCUGCCGCGAGCCGCACCCGCUCCUGCCGACGUACUGGUCCGCGGACGAGCCGAAGCUCGCCGUCGUCGGCAUCUACUUCAAGGACCUCCCCGCGUCGCACGUCCCGACGCCCGCCGAGUUCGCGGCCAUGGUCCACGGGCCCGCGGUCGUCGCCGCGCUGGACCGCAUGUCCGACGGGUGCCUGAACGCGACGACGUUCGCGCCCGACUUCUACGUCGUCAAGAACGAGGGCGCGACGCACCCGCUCGAGGAGGGCGGCCGCGUGUCCUGCGGCCAGGCCGACGACUUCUUCGAAACGUCGAGCGUCCGGAACCUGGGCUUCGACUUCGACGACUACGACGGCUCGUUCUGCGUCGGCGGCGCGCCGCUCCUCGACGCGCCGUCGGCCUGCGACGACCCGCUCCCGCCGCCGUGCCUCGACCAAACCCGAUGCUUCCCGGACGAGACGAUCUGGAACAAGCUCGUCCACCAGGGCACGAACGGGAAGGGGAAAGACGGCAACUGCGGCGGCAUGCGCAACCUCUGCCCCCAACCCGGGGCCUGGGCCUCGAGAGACUCUAUCUCGCUCUCGGGCGAGCCCUUCUGCGAGACGGACCACCUCAUGGCCUGUUCCGAGAACGGGAGCCACUACUCCCAGGGCAUUAUCAACGCGCGGCACGAAUGCUGGCAGAACGGCGGCGACGCCGCCGACAUGGCCUGCGUGCGCGCGCUCUGCGAGGCGACGCCGGAGUGCGGCGGCUACACGAUCACGACGCACGACUACGAGGAAUCGCGACGCUUGGAGGGGGGGUAUCCAGAGGGGCACUUGAACAAGGCCCUCUGGUUCAAGACGGCGUCCAUCGCCGAGCCGGACGGCGCGAACUGGCGCUACGAGUGCUGGCGCAAGCCCAAACUUGAGGCGCCGUGCUACUGCAACGCGCCGGGCGAGCAGACGCAGCCCGCGGGCGCGUGCGCGUCGCCGGGGGCCGACACGACGACGACGACAACGACGGCCGCGCUCUCCGCCGCGCCGACGCCCGCGCCGUCGGAGGCGCCGACGCCCGCGCCGUCGUCUGCGCCGACCGGCGAUACGACGACGACGACGACGACGACGGCCGCGCCGUCGCCCGCGCCGACGCCCGCGCCGACCGGCGACGCGGCCGCCGCAACGUGCGAAGACGACGCGGACUGGCUCGCGAAGUCGGACAAGAAGAAGCAGAAAAGCUGCAAGAAGCAGAAGAAUCAGAACAAGUGCAAGAAGAAGAAGAAGAAAGGAUGCGCGUGGGUCGAGGGCGCGUGCGUCGAGAAGCUCCAAACAUGCGACGACCUCUUCAACAAGGAAGGCGCCAAGCUCGCCAAGGCCUGCAAGAAGCAGGGCACGAUCGGCGGCGCGACGGAGAAGGUCAAGGCCAGCGCCGCCUGCCAGAAGGCGUGCGGCACGUGCGACGCGGUCGGCGCGGUCGUCGGCGCGACGACGACGACCGCGGACUUCUCGUCGAUCGAGGACGGCGGCGGCGCCGCCGAGGACUACGCACACUGCUGGGAGCGGGGCUACUGCGUCGAGGCGGACGGCUCGUACUACGGGGACCGGAACUCCGCCUACGGCCCCGCGGACCCGGACUCGGGCGUCGUGCAGCUCGCGUCCGGCGCCGCGUGGCACGACGAGUCCCACGAGAAGGCCCUCGAGUGCAUGUCCCUCUGCAACGCGAAUCCGGACUUCAAGGGCUGCGAGAUCGUCUUCGGCAAGCACAACCGGGGAUGCUACGGGCACACGCGGGCCGUCGCGCGGGGCCACGUCACGUGCGAUCGCCCCCCCUGCGGCGCCGCCUCCGGCUGGCAGGCCAAGUGCUGGGUCAAGGAUUGGGGCUGCGCGGCGGAGGCGCCGACGAAGCCGCCGUCGGGGCCGUCCGCCGCGCCCCACGCCGCACCCGACGCCGUCCUCGAACUUCAAGGACCC